GACUCUGAAGCAGCGCGGCAUACGGAAGGUGAUGUCGAAGAAAGCUUUGCGAGAGGUCUGGAGACUGUGAUAGAGCAAUUGCAGCAACAAAAUGCGCUUAUGGAAGAGAAGCUGAUGUCGAAAGCGGAGGUGGAAGACAGUUUGCAGAAAGCAGAGUGUGCCGCAAUUGCACGUAUGGAAGACGAAGACAAGGCACUGAGGCAAAGCACUGCACGUUUGCGCCAGUUGGAAGACGAACAGAUCGGGUGCGAGGAUAAGCUGGCACGAGAGAGGGAAACGUUUCAAGAGUGUGAAGACAGUUUUCGUGCACAAUUGGCUCACCAUGAGCAGCAACUGGAGAAACUCCGCUCGGAUGGCAGUGGAGGGAAUGAGGCAGAAGACAGACUGCGCAGGGAACGUCACCAGCGCAUGGAGAUGGAAGAGCGUUUGGAGAUUUGCGAAGCAGAGAAGCAACAUCAAAGCGAAGUAGCGCAGCGUACAGUCCAAGAACUGAAACAAGAAGUGGCUUCAGCAGAAGAGCUGGCUGAAUCAUUGAAGGAGAAGGUUGGUGCUGCCGAAGAGGAAGCACGCCAAGCGCAAGCUCGUGCAGCAGCAGCUUCGCGUGCUUGGGGCCGUUAA
This is a messenger RNA of Symbiodinium pilosum, 618 nucleotides long. NCBI's taxonomy places the organism in Eukaryota, Dinophyceae, Suessiales, Symbiodiniaceae. The record is from the annotation of a GenBank genome assembly.